Molecule: messenger RNA, 18010 nt
Organism: Cataglyphis hispanica
Lineage: Eukaryota; Metazoa; Arthropoda; Insecta; Hymenoptera; Formicidae
Gene: ft
Product: cadherin-related tumor suppressor
Exons: 23
Coding region: 699-16049 (5116 amino acids)
Biological process (GO): homophilic cell-cell adhesion
Cellular component (GO): catenin complex; plasma membrane
Molecular function (GO): cadherin binding; calcium ion binding
Source: RefSeq, a predicted model, not a curated record
GGUAUGUGUUCUCGAGAUACAAGAACUUGAAGAGAAAAAUAAGCUUUACAUAAAAGAAUUCGAUCCUUGGAUGAAGAAAGAAGAUACGUUCUGUUGAUUCAUCGCGGGUCGCUAAUCGAAAAAGUGUCCAAAACAUCUCAUUUUCGCGUUCGCGAGCCGUUCGCGAGCAUCCGUAGACGCGCAUUUCGCGAGGCGCGGCUCUCGGGCAGGUCACUGCCCUCUCUGCCGAGUGAAGUCUUCUCUCGUAUACACUUGACUUUCAGCGGCAAAGGAAAGAGAGAAGAAGAAAGAAGAGAGGGAGGAAACAAGAUAAGGAAAGACACAGAAAACGAGAAAGAAAUAGAUACAGAGAAAAGGAGAAAGACAGAAAAGAAAGCACCCACUAUCUUUUGAUACGCGUCUUUAAAUCGGAAUCUCUCGAAGGUGAGAAAAAAAUGCAACGCAACGCCGGGCAGAGGACGGCAGUUCACGUCAUUGUGCGCGAUUAAUCUCCAUCCUGGAGGAUGUCGCGAUACGUGCAAUGAUGCGUCGAUACGUAAACGUGGAAGAUGACGAUGGGAUUAUCGCUGGUCACGAUCAUGAGGAGGAAGAACGACAGAUAGUGCGUAAUCGGAGCGCGCGAUUUUAUGACGACGACGAAUCACCGUGAGCCGGAAUUUGGCUAAGGCAGGUGGGCGUGUCGCGGUGAGAUAGAAGAGAUGAUCAUAAGGGGAUUGAUGCUCUUGGCCCUUCUCCUGGGAUUCCUAUCGGAUCAAUAUGGCGGCCAAGUCGUCGGCCAGGACGCGACGGCGGCAGCGGCAACGGCGACGGCGGCAUCCGACAAUUACUUUACCUUACAUAACCUACCUCAAAGGGUCACGCGGUUAGUGCCACGAAGGUCACCGAUGUUGCCGCAGGAUAGCGCCGCAACGAUGGGUCUGGCAAUGCAGAGCAGAGCGGUCGACACGCGGGUCCAGCUCGAGGUCAAGGAAGGCGAACCCAAAGGUACUUUGGUAGGCACGAUACCGGUCAAGCCUGAUUUUACCUAUAGGUUCAAUGAGCCGCCUCAAGAAUUUAUGCUUGAUCCGGAAACAGGCCAGAUAAGAACAGCUAAGGUUCUCGAUCGCGAAGCUCUAAGCAGCGAUCGGUUUGAUUUUGUUGUGCUAUCGAGUCAACCAACUUAUCCAAUCGAAGUGCGGAUCUUGGUGCUUGAUAUUAACGACAACAAUCCGGAAUUUCCGGAGCCUAGCAUUGCGGUGAGUUUCUCAGAAUCGGCUGUAGUUGGUACCAAGCUAUUACUAGACGCCGCAACAGACCGGGAUACGCCAGAGAACGGUGUGCUAGAUGACUAUUUUAUUGUGGAUGGCAAUACGGACGGCAAAUUUCGCCUGGAAGUUACGGGAAAUCCUACCGGUGAGACAUCAUAUUUACAUCUUGAGACUACAGGCAAGUUGGAUCGCGAGCAGAUAGAGUUCUAUUCGCUCAAUAUUUGUGUGCGCGAUCGUGGCCGACCUCCACGCUUAGGUUAUUUGUUGGUAAACGUGACGGUGUUAGACGUAAAUGACAAUUCACCCGUGUUUGAACAAAGUGAUUAUGUGGUAGCGUUAAAUGAGAGCGCUCCAAUCGGUACGAAAGUCCUGACAGUGCAUGCUACUGACAGGGAUUCGGAGGACAAUUCAAAAUUGACAUAUUAUCUACCGGACAACGAGCGCAAGUUCACAAUUGAUCCGGAGGUAGGUACGAUCACGACGGCCGAGCAUUUGAAGUGUCCUCAACAGGGCUGCACGGUAACACGUUCUGCUGGCGGUUGCCCUAAGAGCUGCGUUAUUACAGUCUUUGCACGCGAUCAUGGUUCACCCAGGCAGGACGGUCGUACUUACGUAACGGUGAAUCUAUUGGACGCGAAUGAUCAUGAUCCUGUGAUUAAGUUUACCUAUUUUCCAUCGACCGCGACUUUUGCCACCGUCGAUGAAAACGCUGCCAAGGACCAGAUCGUUGCUGUGGUAACAGUGUUUGACGACGACGAGGGCUUGAACGGCAAGACUAGUAUAGAGAUACGCGGCGGUAACGAGUUAGGUCAUUUUCGGCUAGAGUCGCAAACUGUCGAUAUCGUAAAGGUCAACGGCCGGUUAGAUCGCGAGGAAAUUCCCAAGUAUAAUCUCACGGUGGUCGCUACCGAUAAGGGCAUUCCGCCUAGAUCGGCCACGUCCUAUCUCGUGAUUCAUGUGAACGACGUCAACGAUCACGAGCCGGUAUUUCAACAGAGUGAAUAUUCAGCAGUUCUAUCGGAAUUUGCACCGAUUGGUAGUUUUGUCGCCAGCAUUUCGGCCACAGACGCGGAUUCUGGAUUAAAUGCACGGAUUUAUUACGAAUUCGGUUCGGGAAACGAGCAGGGCUGGUUUGCUAUUGACGGCGAUACCGGCCUGGUCACCACCGUUGCCACUUUGGACCGUGAAAUUCAAGGUAGCAUCGAGUUACAUGUGUCGGCGCGGGACGGCGGUCCAAACACCAAAUACGCGUUCACACAUCUCAAAGUGACAAUUCUCGAUGAGAAUGACGAAGCGCCGCGCUUUUCCGAAAACAUCGUCGAAAUCACGUUAUCGGAGAAUACGCCGCCCAAUAGUUUAGUAGCUACCCUGACAGCCGUCGACAACGAUCAAGGAACCAACGGUAGUGUCGCGUAUAGCUUUCAUUCCUGUGUCUCACACGAUUAUCCCAAGACUUUUGCGCUGGACGCUUUGACCGGUCAGUUGACGACUAAAAUUGCCUUAGAUCGGGAAACAAUAGCAGAGUACAGAAUUCUGGUCAUAGCAAAAGAUCAGGGCACGCCAGUACAAUCCUCAACUGCUACUGUGGUGCUAACGUUGGAAGACGUUAACGAUAACAUGCCAGUCUUUUAUCCUUGGAAAUAUUUAAUGCCUAUCUCUGAAGAUGCUCCAGCAGGCACGACAAUAGGUAAAGUGAUGGCGACUGAUGCUGAUGCCCGGGAAAACGCUCAAGUAAAAUACAUCCUGGAAUCUGGCGGCGAAGGUCUCUUUAUAGUGGAUGAGAAAACCGGCGAGAUUGCUCUUCAAGGCUCUUUGCGCGCCGCGCACAAAACCCUCUACGAACUGACCAUCUCAGCCAAGGAUACCGGCGAUCAGUUGGCAGCCAGAAAUGCGGUAGUGGAAAUAAUUCGCGAAGAGGAUUUAGAACAUCUCGAGUUUGAAACUUACAACGGCUACGAAUUCCGCGUAACCGAGAAUCAUGGCGAUUGCGAUUCCAUAUCCGGAUUCAGUCGAGAAGUCGGUUCGGUACAAGUCACGCAAUAUAGUAAUACUGGCAAGGUGAAUUACGACAUUGUUUUCGGCGAUUCUAAGGGCAAUUUUAGAAUUGACAAAAGUACUGGCGUUAUCAGCACCGUUGGUUGCUUGGAUCGCGAGAGAGUGGCUUAUUAUAGUUUGCAACUGUCAGCGCGCGCCGAUCUUGCGUAUGGUCAAACGACCGUUAACAUCACCGUACAGGAUGUUAACGACAAUCCUCCUAGAUUUCCCAGAGGCGAGCGGGGCGACGAAAUUUUUUUGCGGGAAAAUGCGGCAGUAGGACAGGAAAUAUGUUUAGCCCGUGCCAGGGAUCGUGAUGCCGGCGCCAAUGCCAGAAUCGUUUAUUCGCUUACUCAUAAUCCAGGCGAACAAUUUAGAAUCGCGGAAAAUUCGGGUAUCAUCUAUUUAAAUAAACCAAUCCAAGCAAUACCUGGUACGAUUCUCCAUCUAGAAGUGACAGCGACCGAUUCAGGUGAACCAUCGCUGUCCGCUCAGCAUCAGAUCAAGGUGACGAUUGAAGAUGUUAAUGAUCAUACGCCGGUCUUCCGGUUGACUAGCUACGAGAUCUCACUGCCGGAGUCCACGCCGGUCAACAAGCGUUUUUUCUCGCUAAUAGCUCACGACGCGGAUCUCGGCAUUAACGGUAGGAUAUUAUACAGCGUGACUGAUGGUAACGUUGAGGGUCGUUUUGGCAUCUUCCCGGACGGUCAGAUUUACGUGAAGAACAGGCUGGAUCGCGAAGAACGAGACUAUUACGCACUCGAGGUCACCGCGUCUGAUCAAGGCAGUCCUUCGCGAAGUUCCGUUGUCCCGGUGGUGGUGCACGUGAUCGAUGAGAAUGAUAACGCGCCCGAGUUCACCAACAGCAGUUUUAGCUUCCAUCUGCGUGAGAACGAGCCGCCCGAUACUUUUGUCGGUAAGCUGUUGGCUACCGAUCGCGAUGUCGGGCGUAACGCCGAUCUAAUAUUCUCCUUGCCGGCCAGCCAGCAAGAUUUUGUGGUCGAUCCGAGGAACGGUUUUGUCAAAUCGCUGCGCGUAUUCGAUCGCGAACUCCUGGUGACCAACACCGGCGGCAGCUACGUCACCUUAGAGGCCACUGUCACCGAUAAUGGUGUCAAUCAUCUUCGUGAUCGCGUCAAAGUCACUAUCCAUAUCACUGACGUAAACGACAAUGUGCCACAAUUUCAGCGUUUGCCUUAUCGGGUGCAAGUGAGCGAAGGCGCCGUGAUCGGCACGCAGUUAUUGAGAGUAUAUACAACCGAUGCCGACGAGGGCUUGAACGGUGAUGUGUUUUAUUCAUUGGAGAACGGCAAUCAGCACGGUCAUUUCAUAAUAGACGAAGCCACAGGACAGAUUUCGCUGGUGAAAGAACUUGAUCGCGAGACGUCCGAUACCUACGUGUUGACCGUCGUGGCGCACGACGCCGGUCUUGAGACGCGUCUGUCAUCCAGCACGACUGUCUACAUCGAAGUACUCGACGAGAACGAUAACGUGCCGCGCUUUAUCGACAAUAAAUCCCGAAUUUCCGUGCUCGAGACCACGCCAAUCAACACCGAAUUGUUGCGGUUCAAGGCUACCGACAACGAUCUCGGACCUAAUAGCGAACUGACAUUUGCCAUAUCGGCCGGUAAUAGAAGAGAUACCUUCUAUAUCGAUCCACUGACCGGUAUCCUGUAUUUACGAAAAUCACUAGAUUAUGAAGAGCUAGAACGUUACACACUGAACUUAACCUGUAGCGACGGUGGUCACCCGAGGCUUAGCUCGAUUACCAGCCUGAUUGUCGAGGUGAUCGACACCAACGAUAAUCCACCGGUAUUUCCGAAUACGGCAAUAGUGCGUCAGAUACGCGAAGGUAUUCCCGUGCGAACGCCGAUCGUCACCAUCACCGCCGAGGAUCCGGAUUCGGGCGACAAUGGUAUGGUGAGUUACUCGAUUCUCAAUCAAGACCCGGAGGAUCAAGUGCGGCGUUUCGGUAUCAAUCCGUUGAGCGGCGUAAUUCAUACAUUGUUGCCGAUUGAUCGUGAGGAAGUAGACACCUUCAAACUUGUAAUAGUCGCGACCGAUCGGGCGCAGCCGUCAAGCGCGCGCUUGUCCGCCGAGAAGCUAGUAAUUGUGAUCGUCGAAGAUGUGAAUGACAACGCGCCGUUAUUCGUCAGCAUGUCCGCAGUAGUGUUACCGCCGCUGCGCGCCGGCAAUCUCAACUAUUAUCAGUCUUCGGCGAAGGAGAUCGUGGUGACGCAGCUGGUCGCCCGCGAUCUCGAUUCCAGCACCAACGGCCUGGUGACGUACGAAUUGCUCCGUUCGAACGUCAACUAUUUGGACAUGUUUCGUAUUCACCGUAGCACCGGUCAGCUCACCAUGAGAUUCCCGCGAUCAUUCUCGAAGAGGAGCAGUCUCUUCGAAGGGAUAUCCAAAUAUCAGGUCGGUGUCCGAGCGACAGACGAAGCGGUCCAGACGGAACGUCGUUCGUCGGAGACUUACGUGACCUUGAUCGUGCCGGGCGAGGACGGCGAUGAUCAGCCGAUCUGGGAACACCGGGGUCAGAUCGAGGGCAGCGUUUAUGAGAACGAACCGGUCGGUACCAGCAUCCUGCGUGUGAGCGCGCGCAACCGACGUUCGAACAUCGAGCUCGAGUAUUACGUGACGAACGUGACCGCCGGCGGCGGGCCCGACGACGGGCUCCAGGUCGAUCGGCUCUUCGACAUCGACACGAAGACCGGCGUGCUAUCCACCGCGGCCAAGCUCGAUCGCGAAACCGGCGUCCAGUGGUAUGAGGUUGAACUGUACGCCAUCGGCAUAGGCGGCACCAGGCCCAGUACCACGUCCACCAAGGUACGCGUGACGGUGCUGGAUAAGAACGACGUAGCACCUACGUGGGGUCCCGGCCCGUGGAAAUUCAAGAUAUCCGAGGAGGCGCCGCCCAACACCGUUGUCACGAUACUCAAGGCCCACGAUCCGGACACUAUCGGUACCCUGACUUACACCCUGGUGCCGAAUCAUCGUCAUCAUCAUCAUGCCAAUAGCCGCGGCGAGGUGUUCGCCGACGAAGACGAUGACGACGGGAUGCAGACCCAAUUCAAGCUGCAUCCGACCACCGGCCAGCUAAGACUCGCCGAGGCUCUCGAUAGGGAAACGAAGGAGAAAUAUGUAUUGAGAGUGCGCGCCGACGACGGCCUGCAACACCGGGAUGUCAUGCUUAACAUACAGGUCACCGACACCAAUGACAACGCGCCGACCUUCCAAAGCACGGCUUAUUCAUUCGACAUCCCGGAGAACGUGCCGAGGGGCAGCCGCGUGGGCCAGGUGAUCGCGACGGACGCCGACGCCGAGGGACCCAACAGCCAACUGAGCUACGUGCUUAUCUCCGAUUGGGCGAACGACGUGUUCUCGCUGCAUCCGAGCACCGGCGUCUUCACGCUCACCGCGAGUCUCGACUAUGAGCAGGUGCAGCACUACAUCCUCGUCGUUCAAGCGACAGACGGCGGUGUGCCGGUGCUGUCAUCUACCGUGACGGUGUACUGCAACGUCGUCGAUUUAAACGACAACGCGCCGAUCUUCGAGACCGGGCCGCACGCAGCUGAUAUCGUGGAAAACGCGACCAUCGGCACGCCUGUACUCACCGUGGCUGCCCAGGACCUGGACUCCGGUGACAAUGGUAGGAUCUUGUAUGCCAUCGCUGCUGGCGACGAAGACGGGAACUUUGGGGUGGCACCCAACGGUACUCUCUUCACACGCCAACUCCUCGACCGCGAACGUAAGCCGCUUUACAACCUGGUGGUGAGCGCCACUGACAGUCCAUUACCGCCAGCUCAGUCGUUGUCUUCCACGGUGCAGGUGACAGUGGUGUUGCUGGAUGUGAACGACAUGUCGCCAGAGUUCAUAUCGCCCACGAAGAUAUCGAUAAUUGAAAACGCGCCGAGCAACACGGUGGUGAUGGCGAUAAAGGCCGUUGACCGGGACGAGGGUCGAAACGGUUAUGUCGAGUACAUGCUUGAAGACAACAACUUGCCGUUCACUCUGGGCCUAGUGGACGGACUGCUGCGCGUGUCUGGACCGCUAGACCGCGAGCAAAAGUCCAACUACACCCUGGGGGUCACCGCCAGAGAUCGCGGUGAACCAUCGAGAUCGUCGUCGAGCACCGUCACUGUCAUGGUACUUGACGAAAAUGACAACUCGCCGGUGUUCGAUCCCAGACAAUACUCCGCCACUGUCGCCGAAAACGCCAGCAUCGGUGCCAGUGUCCUUCAGGUGUCGGCGAUGGAUCGCGACGAGGGCGCGAACGGCAGGGUGCGAUAUAGCAUCGCUAUGGGGGAUGACAAUCGGGACUUCACGAUCUCGGAGGACGGUGGUGUGAUUCGGGUGGCGAAGAACCUGAACUUUGAGCGCAAACCCUACUACCACCUGACGAUCCGCAGCGAGGAUUGCGCGGCGGAAGUGGGCGAGACGCCGCGUAGCGAUACCACCCAGGUCGCUAUCACAGUCCUCGAUAUCAACGACAACGCGCCGGUCUUCCUCGACUCGCCCUACCUGGCGCAUGUUAUGGAGAAUAUGGUGCCGCCGGGUGGUGGUUUCGUCAUACAGGUUAAAGCAUACGACGCGGAUACGCCACCGUACAACGAUCAAGUCAGAUACUUCCUUAAGGAGGGCGACACGGAUCUGUUUCGCAUAAAUGCUAGUACCGGUGACAUAUCGCUUCUUCGACCAUUGGACAGAGAACUGGUGUCUGAAUACACGCUCACUUUAGUAGCCAUGGAUACCGGUUCGCCGCCCCUUACCGGUUCGGGCAUUGUCAAGAUCGUCGUCCUCGACGUGAACGAUCAUAAUCCCGAGUUCGCUCGGCAGGACUACAAGGCAAGCGUGAUGGAAAACAUGCCCGCAGGAACAUGGGUCACCAAGCCGCGUGCCACGGACAAGGAUGAAGGACUCAAUGCAAAAAUAAGAUAUCGUCUACUUGGGGACAAAGCGGAGCGGUUUUCCGUGGAUUCCGAUACGGGUGAAGUAUUCACCACGGUGCCACUGGACCGCGAGCAGACUGCCGUGUAUCAUCUGACCUUAGUAGCCCGAGAUUCGAGUCCAACGGAGCCACGUGCCUCCACCGUCAAUCUGACUAUCUCGGUGAUGGAUGUGAAUGACAAUGCGCCCCGCUUCUCCAGUCCCCGAUACACGGCCUACGUUCCAAGCGCGACCAAACCCGGCGAUUUCGUGUUCGGCGCGAAAGCGAUCGAUAACGAUGAUGGCGACAAUUCGCGGAUCGUUUAUCGACUACAGGGCAAGGAUGCCGAUCGGUUUACCAUCGAUCUCGACAACGGCGUGGUACGCGCCGCUCAGGAACUCGCCGGCGACCAGGUCACUUAUCAACUACAGAUUCAGGCGUCGGACUGCGGCGCCGAGCCCCAGCACGUCACCGCUGAUCUGAUGAUACACCUGUGGGAGCGGCAGCUAUUUCCCAGCUUUCGCUCGAGCAUUAGCACGAGAUUCACGCUACCCGAAGACGUGCCCGAGGGCAGGGUGAUCACUAAGCUGAGCGCGACCACGCCGAAGAGCGGAUCGGCCAGUAAUCUGAUAUAUGGCAUGGCUGGCGGUAACGUGGGAGACGCUCUGAGAAUCGAGCCUCACACCGGAGAGGUCGUGGUCGCAUCGGGCUUCGAUUACGAGACGGCGCCGCAUUACGAAGCCUGGAUUGAGGUACGCGACUCGGAUACGCCCGCGUUGCGAAGCGUUCUGCAGCUUCUGGUGAAUGUCACGGAUGCUAACGAUAAUGCACCGGUGAUGGAGGCGGCCGUUUACAACGCUACCGUGCUGGAGGACGAGUAUCCGCCGUUGUUCGUCGGCCAAGUUGCCGCGAGAGACCGCGAUUCCGGCGAGAACGGUCAGGUCACCUAUCACCUGGUUGAUGACUUUUCCGAUACUUUCAUCAUCGAUGGCAAUUCCGGACAGAUUGAAACCAACGUCAAAUUGGAUCGCGAAGAGAUCGAGUCCUACGAAUUGAUUGUGGAGGCCAGAGAUCAAGGUCAUCCGCGAUUAACCGGCACUACUACCGUGCUGGUGACCGUUUUGGACAAAAAUGACAAUCCGCCGCAUUUCACGCGAUUGUUCAGUGUCAACGUGACGGAAAACGCAGAGAUCAAUACUUUCGUCAUUCGCAUCACUAGUAGCGAUCUAGACAUCGGCCAAAAUGCGAACGUUAGUUACAGCUUUACCGACAAUCCGGGAGAAAAGUUCUCUAUCGACACUCUGAGUGGAAAUGUGACUGUGAUUGGACACCUCGAUAGGGAGGAGCAGGACGAGUAUUUGCUAAAGGUUGUAGCGGCAGACGGGGCGUGGCAAACGGAGACUGCUCUGACGAUUACCAUUCAAGACCAGAACGACAACGCGCCCGAGUUUGACGAAAAUACUUAUUACUUCCACUUUCCCGAGCUUCAGCCGGCGGUGGCGCACGUCGGCCAGGUCACCGCGAUCGAUCGCGACAAGCAGGGACCAAAUUCCGUCAUAUCUUACAGUCUGCUUCAACCAUCCGAUCUCUUCGCCGUCGACCCGGCGACUGGCGAUGUCUUCAGCAAGCGCACUCUGCGCUACAAGCAUAGUAAUCAACCGUCCUCGCCGGAGAACUUAUACUCGCUGACGGUGAUUGCGACCGACAAUGGCAAACCACCGAUGUCUUCGAGAACGGUGGUACAUGUGAACGUGGUGGAUGCCAACAACAACGCGCCUCGCUUCGAACAGAAAUCCUACUUGUCACCAGUACCGGAAAAUUACGGGGUGAGCAAGCGUAUCAUCCAGCUGAUUGCCCAUGAUGAUGCCGAUUUUGGCGUGAACGCGGAGGUCGAUUACACGUUGACGUACGUGAAUGGCACCAGCGAUCUGUUUGCCAUCGAGGAACAAACUGGCUGGGUUUACGUGCGCAAGAGCCUCAAUGGUAUCCCCAUCGGCACAGUGUUCCCGUUGAAGGUAUAUGCCACUGAUAAAGGUGUGCCGCCACAAAGGGACGAGGUUAUUCUCACUCUUGUCAUCUCUGGUGAGAACCGACACGCACCUACGUUUGCCGCCGUCAGUCACCAGGUGAGAGUGCCGGAGAACGAACCGGUCAACACAACCAUCUUGACGGUGAGCGCCAUGGAUAGCGAUAGCGGACCCAACGGUAUGGUACGCUACAAAAUCUCUGCCGGCAACGAGAGAAACGAGUUCUCCGUGCAUCCCAUCACUGGCGCGAUUACCAUACUCGAACCUCUCGAUUACGAUUUAGUGCAAGAAUAUCAGCUCAAUAUUACCGCGAUGGAUCUAGGAUUCGAGCCGAAGCAGGCAGUUGCCACUUUAAUCGUUAACGUUUCCGACAUCAAUGACAAUCCUCCAACUUUCAAUCAGAGCGUAUAUGAGGCGUUUUUAUCAGAGAACUCGCCGCCCGACAGUUUUGUUUACAAGGUAGUCGCCCAGGACAUCGACUCUCCUAAGUACGCUGUAGUGCAGUACAAGAUUCUCGGCGGUAGCGGCAAGGAUCACUUUAGCAUUCGCGAGGAAACAGGCGAAAUUAUGUCAGAUACCAGCUUCGAUUACGAGGAGUUGAACGAAUAUAGUCUUGAUAUUGUCGCGGCUAAUCCGGACUCAAAUCCGCAGAUGGUCGGUUUCACGACCGUGAUGGUGCAUAUCACCGGCGUAAACGAAUUCUAUCCAAAGUUUAUUCAACCGGUAUUUCACAUGGACGUGUCGGAGAGCGCGGACGUCGGCACAUCAGUUGGUCUGGUCCAGGCAACCGAUCAAGACUCGGGCGAAGACGGUCGCGUGUAUUAUCUUUUCGUGGGCUCCUCCAACGACCGCGGUUUUUCUAUCGGCACGGAGACCGGCGUCAUUCGGGUAUCGCGUCGACUCGAUCGCGAGACGCAGAAUCGCGUGGUGCUAACGGUAAUGGCGAAGAACGGCGGCGGUAUACGCGGUAACGACACCGACGAGGCGCAGGUGAUCAUCUCCAUUCAGGACGGUAAUGAUCCGCCCGAAUUUCUGCAAAACUCUUACGAUGCAAGCGUAUCGGAAGGUGCCGUCUACGGCACGCGCGUCGUCACUGUUCGCGCCAUUGAUAAGGACAUCAAGCCGCAAAACAAUCAAUUCUCGUAUUCCAUCAUCGGCGGUAAUCACGGCCAAGCGUUUAAGGUCGAUCCGCAGACUGGUGAUAUCGAGACGGCGAAACAGCUGGAUCGCGAGACUGUGCCCGUUUACGAUCUGACAAUCGGCGCGAUUGACACCGGCUCGCCACCGCAGACUGGCAUUGCGAUGGUGCACAUUGAAUUGCUUGACAUCAACGACAACGGACCGGUCUUUGACCCGCCAGAAGUGAUCGGUUACGUCAGCGAGAAUGAGCCGGCUGGUACUAGUGUGAUGACUUUGAGCGCGACUGAUCCCGAUUUGCCGCCCAACGGCGCACCGUUCACGUACAAAUUGAUCGGCGGAAGGCAAAGCGACGUGGUCACCUUGGAUAAGCAUUCCGGCGUGCUGAGAACAACCAAGAGUCUCGACAGAGAAACAAUGCCACAACUGGAUCUCAUAGUUGAAGUGGAAGACUCAGGAGUACCUCGAAUGAAGAGCGAGCACACCGUUACCGUGAUUGUCACCGAUCAAAACGACAGCCCGUCCGCCCCGAGAUCGGUCCAUGUGAUCGUGCGCUCGUUUAACGGCAAGACACCGUUGGGAAAGAUCGCCGAUGUUCAUCCAAAUGACCCGGACAUCACCGGAGCUUACUCUUGCAAGAUACUUCAGAGUUCGAAUCCGCGCGUGCUCAGUAUCCCCAAUGCCUGUGAUCUACAUACUAAUAAGAUUACACCAGAAACCGGCCACUCAUUGAGCGUCUCCGGUAAUGACGGACGACAUCCCGACGUGGUCUCCAAGGUUACGAUUGAAUUCCUGCUUUUUUCGAAUGCCACAAUCGAGAACAGCAUAACUCUGCAAAUUUCCAAAAUGACUGCAAAGGAUUUUCUCAGUCAAUAUUAUCGAGCACUUUUGGAUCUACUGCGGGAGAAGAUUGAUAUCGGCGACACACUUAUCAUUUUCAGCAUCGGUGAGAACGGACAGGAUGUGAAUGUUCACUUGGCAGUAGACUCUCCGCAAGGCUAUCGUACCAAGUACGAAGUGACCGACCUGUUGAUGCGAAAUCGAGAUCAAAUCCAAAUGCUAUUCGAAGAUAACACGUUCACCAUCGGCUAUUCUCCGUGUAAGCACAUACCAUGCGAAAACGGUGGCAGCUGCAGCGAUAGAUUGGCCAUAUACGACGAUGCCAGAAUCACCGACAGCCAGGCACUGAUCCUAACAUCGCCCAGAAUGAUGCACGAGAUGAUCUGCAAAUGCCGGGACGGCUUCACCGGCGACAAAUGCGAGAGAAGGCAGGAUCCGUGUUCACCGAAUCCUUGCUUGUUGGGAGGGCAAUGUCGGCGUUUGGGAUACGAUUUCCAAUGCAUUUGUCCCAUCGAUCGCGACGGCAAACUAUGCGAGCUCGAGAGAGGCGACGCGUGUGCCAGCAAUCCAUGUCGAAACGGGGGAUCGUGCAGAAACAGCCCAGAUAGCUUUAGCUUUUUCUGCCUCUGCCGAGCGGGCUAUAGGGGAAAUCACUGCGAGGCAAUCACCGACUCUUGUCGACCGAAUCCUUGUCUAUACGGUGGUUUGUGCGUGGGAGAGAAACCUGGAUAUCGAUGCAGCUGUCCCGAAGGUCGCUAUGGACGACAUUGCGAGCGCUCGACCUUCGGCUUCGACGAGCUGUCAUACAUGACAUUCCCAGCAUUGGACUCCAACACGAACGACAUCACCAUCGUGUUCGCCACCACGAAGCCGGACGCUUUAUUGCUGUACAAUUAUGCGCCGCAGACAGGCGGCCGCUCGGAUUUUGUCGUACUAGAGUUGGUUAACGGUCGAGUGAUCUUUUCGUAUGGCGGUGCCAGAAGCGCGAUCACCACCGUCGCCAUCAAGACUGAGAAACCGGUAUCGGACGGCGAGUGGCGCAAGGUCACCGCGACCAGAAAUGGCAGGGUCGUCUCGCUUAGCGUGUCCGUUUGCAGGGAACAUGGUGAUGUCUGCGACGAUUGUAGACCUGGCGAUGGUACCUGUUAUGCAGCCGACGUGGGCCCAACCGGGACUCUGAACUUCAAUAACAAUCCUCUUCUACUGGGUGGUCUGGAGAACGCCGAUCCCGUACUAGAACGUCCCGGUCAAGUGCAUUCCGACGAUUUUGUAGGUUGCAUUCAUUCAGUGUCGAUAAACGGAAGGGCCCUGAAUCUGACGAAUCCGCUAGCGUCGCGCGGCGUCAAGUCCACGUGCGUGAGAUCGCAGCGAAGUCCUUGCUUAAGAGACGAAAAGGACACCACUUCCAUCUGCGGUGCAGGCGCGCGAUGUUACGACAAGUGGCACCAAGUGAUAUGUCAAUGCGGAUCUUUAACAGCGCCCAACUGUCACGGUGCCAUGGACCCCAUCACAUUGAGCGAGGGAGGAUUUAUCGAGUUUAAGAUUUCGGAAAAACACAAAAGGAUGCAAUUGUUGGAGUAUAUCUAUGGUGGCUCGACAAUGUGGUAUACGAAUCGCGUUAGGCGUGAUCUUAUCGAUGACACAAACUUUAUAACAAACUCCUCUCCAUCCAAGACGAUUGGUCUGAUGUUCCGUACUGUAAAACCAGAUGGUAUCUUAAUAUACGCUGCGACUAAUAAGCAUUUUACAUCCGUAGAGCUUCGUAACAAUCAGCUGGUUUACACUUCUCUACUCGGAUCAUCAGUGAACAUGUCAAUAAACAUCGAGCGCGGAUUCGCCGAUGGACAUUGGCAUAAUUUGACUCUCCAUGCCUAUACCGGAGGAUUAAGACUACUGGUUGAUGGUAUCGUAAGAGGUGAUGAGUUGGAUUCGGCGGGUGUUCACGACUUUCUUGAUCCCUACUUAUCUAUUCUGUCGAUUGGCGGAGUUAACCGGGAUCUCUAUUACGCUCAUAGCGCUGAUACUUCGAAAAACUUCGAAGGUUGUCUAGCUAACUUUACCAUCAAUAACGAAGUGCAGCCGUUCAACGGCUCCGGUUCCAUUUUCAAAAAUACAUUGUAUCACGGCAAAGUGAGUACCGGCUGCAGAGGACCAAUCGGCAUCAGUGCAGCCGCAACCGCAGAUCCUCUUAGUAUUGGCAUCACUCUGGUCAUCGUCUUCUUCGUCAUUCUGCUGAUCGCGAUGCUAGUGAGCUUCAUAGUAUUUCGACUGCGCCGACAGAACAAAGAAAAGUCGCCGCCGUCGGUUGUCAACAAGAACACGAAUGCCAUCAUGACCGGUAAUUCGCUGGUUGGCGCCGGGAACGACAAUCUCAUGUCCCGACACGAAAACACGUACAUCUCGGACACGUCGGAUCUGCGCGGUGUGGGUCACAUGGGGCCUGAAUUAAUCUCGAAAAAGUACAAGGAGCGCGAGAUCAACGCCACUACCGAACAUCGACCGCAACGACCCGACAUCAUCGAGCGAGAGGUCACCAAGUCACCGCCUAUUCGUGACGAACACCCGCCACUGCCACCUCCUGCACAGACUUCUUUACAUUCGCACGAGCAUAAUCCGGAACCCGACAUCCCGGAACACUACGAUCUGGAAAACGCUAGCUCAAUCGCUCCCAGCGACAUCGACAUCGUGUAUCAUUAUAAGGGCUAUCGCGACGGCAUGAGAAAAUAUAAGGCCACUCCACCUCCUUUAGGUAAUUAUAGCAAUCAUCAUAAGCACACGGGACAGCAACAUCGUCAUACCGGGCCCUUUCCACCGCGAGCUAUGCCGCCGCCCAAUGUGAACCAACCACCUGGACCGGCGCCGAAACUACUCCAAAGUACCCCAUUAGCGAGACUUUCACCCAGCAGCGAAUUAUCCGCUCAACAACCGCGGAUUCUUACGCUUCAUGACAUCAGCGGGAAGCCGCUGCAAAGCGCGUUGCUGGCCACCACAUCCUCGUCUGGUGGUGUCGGCAAAGACGCGUUGAAUUCCAACAGUGAGAGGAGCCUGAACUCACCCAUCAUGAGUCAGCUGUCGGGCUCGACCGCCAGCAGGAAGGCUCCGCAAUCCAAUAAUGAGAAUUCAGUGAACAAUGUAUCUUCGGGCCCAAUGGGUCUCACCGCGGAGGAGAUCGAGCGACUGAAUUCUCGCCCGAGAACGUCUAGUCUAGUUUCCACCCUGGACGCCGUGAGUUCGUCUAGCGAGGCACGGGGUCCAUCCGCUCAUGGACCCUUGCAUCAUCAUCGACGUCAUACACCACCUGCGGAGAGACUCGAGCGACGAAAUUCGUCGACCACCGACGAGAGCGGCAACGACAGCUUUACAUGCUCGGAGAUCGAAUACGACAACGGUUCGCUGGUAGGUGACAAGCGAUCCGACAACCUGUUCGCGAAGCAAGAUGACGAGGGUAGCGGACCUCAGGGUAGCAGGAGCAACGUUGAGUCGUCACCGUCGACGAAACCACCAUUACCGCCGAACGUUGUCAGCAACUAUGAUGGCUUCGAUAGCUCGUUUCGCGGUUCUCUCAGCACUCUCGUCGCCUCGGACGACGAUCUAUCGACCCAUAUGGGAGGGCUGCUCUACGGCAAUCAUGCCAACAACGGCUCGCCUACCACUACCACCACCACCAUCACCGCUGAAGAUGCUCUUAGCUGGGACUAUUUGCUCAAUUGGAGACCCAACUUCGAGAGCCUCGUCGGUGUCUUCAUCGAUAUUGCCGAAUUACCGGACAGUACCAGUCGAGUACCUAGAUUACCGGCAAAUAUUCCCAAACCGUCCGAGGAAUACGUUUGAAACAAUCUCACGAAAGGUGCUGAGACAAUUUAGUAAACUAACUAAUAAUCUAGUUUAGUGAUCUUGAAAAUUUUUUUAGAGAAGAUUGUAAAGAUUCUCCUUGUCUGAAAAACGGCAAAAUCUACGACGUAGAAAUGUUGCUGUUUAAUUAACUAGCUGGACAUUUGUAAAACAAUAGUAUAUAUAAAUCGCGAUAUCCAGGCAUCGGGCUUUGGAUGAUCUUGAGUCAUGCGAGAAGUCGAGAACGCGUUUAAGAAAAGUGCCGAUUUUAAAACGUAGAGUUUAAGUGUUAUUGGUGAAAAAUCGUUGCAACAUUUACGACGUUGCAGCGAGAUGCCGCGCCAAACGCGCGAUCAUCUUGCCAUAAAAUGUAAUUUUUCUCGAAGAAAGAAAGAGAGAGAGAGAGAGAAAGAGAGACUCGUUAUUCUUUAUCGUACUCUUUUAUUUCGCAAAUGUUUGUAAAUAUUGAAUGAUACGUUUCUAAUCAAAACAACUCGUUCGCAAAAUGUUUAUCUCUCGGUUAUACGAUCGGUCGAAUUGCACAAAACUUUUCUUGCGACUAAUGAUCGAUUAAUAUCGAUUGCAAUUAAAAUUAAAAUUAAUAUUAUUUAAUAUUAAUAUAAAAUUACGUAAACUCGUGCAAUAUUAAUAUUACUAAUAAUAUUGGUUUUGAUUAAAUGAAUAUUGAUGCUCAAUUUGCGGGAAACAUAUUCGUAUCUCAUGCAUCUCGGACGAUCGUACGCGAUAUUAAUAACGAAACAGGAUCAUGCGAAUUUACGUUGAAUGUCAUUUUAAUUACGAAAUGAAAAAAUACGCGACUAGGCAUCAAGGUAAUCUAAUUACCUAGCAACUUUUGUAUAUAUCCUAAACAGCCAUAUCAGAUAUACACUCGAUACAGUCGCAUACAUUGUAAUUAUUGAUUAAAUGGCUAAAUGUAUGCAUGCGUAUGUGUGUAUGCGUGGCAUAUAAGCAUUCUUACCUCAGAAUAAUAUUUAAAUCAGAGAUUAAAACUAUUAUACGUUUUUAUUUAUUUAGAUUGCAAUACGAGAAAACCUUUGAGAUAUAUAAUUACAGCAUACAUAUUCUCUAAAUAAUUUAGUCUUUAAAUAUAUUUUUUAUUCUUAUAUAUAAUUAAAAAUGUAUUAUUUUAUAAUUAUGUUUUAAAAAUUAAUUUCUUGAUAAUAAUAAAAGAUAAAACUAUAUAUAAAAGAAAUUAGUAACAGAAUUGUGAAUAUCUCUCGUGUAUUGCAAUUCGAUAAGUAGAAAAAUACUAUCUCGAUGAGUUUGAAUUUCAAUGUUAUAAAUUAUAUUAAUAUUUUUCACGGUAAUAAAAACGCCAUUAUUAAUGUAAAAUCCAUUAUUCUGUAAAUAAAAUUUAAAUUUGCCAAAAUUAUAAUAGUUUUAAGAUAUGAUUUGAAUAAUACUUGUUAAAUUUACAAUUUUUCGAAAUACGUCAAAGCCAUUCUUAGCCAUUCAAUCGAAAAAAAUGCAUUUUGAUUGAAAGAACGUCUGCCAAGAGAAGGAAGAAAGAGUUUGUCUUCCCUCAUUAUAAGAAAUAACUUCACUAUACCAAUAUUACUCGAAUUGUAACGAUAAUCGGACUAUCGCUGACAGGAUUAUAUUAGUUAAUGUAAUUGUCGUGACGAUUUCGUGCUCAAUUUGUAUUCGUUAGAGAGACAAUAAUGCCGUCGUAGCGUUCCUGAGAGUACCUGCUUCUCGCAGACUCUACCAGACUGAUUUUUUUUUUUUUUGCUUAUUUUUGCAAUUUUGCGAGUAACGGCUCGCUUGAGAUACGUUUACAUUGUAAAUUAUGACAGAUCUGUCUGCGAUCUUUCUCAUCCUGUAAAUAAAACUCUUGCGUAUGUGAGUAAGUUGUACAAAAGUGCGAAUGCGUGCGCGAGUGCGUGCUACUUUAUCAUCAUCGACCAUAAUUUUUAAUAGAGAUGACAAAUUUGUAAAAA